AUGGAUGAGCCAGCUCGAUCCACACUUCAGAUGGGUCUGUUGGGCUUAUGGUUCACAGAACGCACCUGCAAAAACAGUCUAAUAAGAGGAAGUCCUCCGGCAGAUACUCCGACGAUCAAGUUAGUUCAUGAACCAAACGCCACAACCUUCAAUACCCUUAUCAAUGGGUUUUGUCUUGAUGCUAAGAUAGCUCCAACAGUUAAGUUUUUUGAUGAAAUUGUGAAGAAAGGGUUCCAAGCCGAUUUAUUUACUUUCCGCAUUAUAAUAAAUGGGUUAUGCAAAACGGGAAACACUAGUAGUGCUAUUGUUUUGCUCAGAAAGAUGGAGAAAAUAGGAUGCUUUAAGCCUGGACUAGUGGAUUACAGCACGGUCAUCAAUCGCCUUUGCAAGGACAGACUAGUAACCGAGGCUUUCAAGCUCUUUUCGGACAUGAUAGAUAAAGGCAUUUCACCAAAUGUCAUCACUUGCACAUCAUUAAUUCAAGGUGUAUGUUGUUUAGAAGGAAUGGCCAAAGAAGCACAAUAUGUGGUUGAAUUGAUGAUCCAAAGAGCUGUGGUGCCUAAAGUUGUCACUUAUAAUGCUGUAAUGGAUGGAUACUGUUUGUGUGGCCAAGUAGAUGAGGCAAGGAAAAUGCUUGAUGUUAUGGUCAAUAGGGGUUGUGCUCCUGACGUUGUCACUUAUAAUACCUUGAUUACUGGGUACUGUAAGAGCAGAAGGAUAGAUGAAGCUAUGACACUAUAA
Molecule: messenger RNA, 741 nt
Organism: Camellia sinensis
Lineage: Eukaryota; Viridiplantae; Streptophyta; Magnoliopsida; Ericales; Theaceae
Source: RefSeq, a predicted model, not a curated record